Messenger RNA from Microdochium trichocladiopsis, 1521 nucleotides. Its product is annotated as major facilitator superfamily domain-containing protein. Gene Ontology annotation, biological process: transmembrane transport. Gene Ontology annotation, cellular component: membrane. The transcript has 2 exons. Gene Ontology annotation, molecular function: transmembrane transporter activity. The record is from RefSeq and is a predicted model, not a curated record. The coding region runs from base 1 to 1521 and encodes 506 amino acids. NCBI's taxonomy places the organism in Eukaryota, Fungi, Ascomycota, Sordariomycetes, Xylariales, Microdochiaceae.
AUGGACAACGGCCCGGUCCACGACUCGGUUUUCGCCGACAAGAAGACGGCAUCUGAUUCGGAGAAUGGCGUGGCCGGUAGUGGCCACAAGGAGCACCACGGCGACGGCCCGCCGCCCCCAGAUGACGCGAUCGAGGCCUCCAUCCUCAAGAAGCUAGACCGCCGCAUCAUUCCCAUGGCCUGCUGGAUCUACCUAAUGAACUUUAUGGAUCGAGUCGGCAUUGGCAAUGCACGCCUCUUUGGUCUUGAGCAGGACCUGAAUCUGGAGCCCAACCAGUAUCAGAUUUGCGUCUCGAUCCUUUUCGUAACGUAUUGCUUGCUAGAAACGCCGUCCAAUCUGAUUAUUAAGCGGCUGCAACCGGCUCGCUACAUCGCGGGGUUGCUCUUCUUCUGGGGCCUCAUCGCGACGUUCACGGGCUUCGUCCAGAACUUUGGCUCCAUGGUGGCUUGCCGUCUGCUACUGGGUGCCUUUGAGGCCGGUCUGUUCCCGGGCAUCAUGCUCUACCUGACCAUGUUCUACCACAAGAAGCACAUCUCGCUGCGCAACGCCUACUUCUACUCCAUCUCGGCCAUCUCGGGCGCCGUGGGCGGCCUGGUUUCCUACGGUAUCGGCCACAUGGACAACGACGGCGCGGGCACCGCCGGCUGGCGCGCGUGGCGCUGGAUCCUGACGAUCAACGGCAUCCCGACAGUCCUGACGGCGCUGGUGGUGCCCUUUGUGCUGCCCAACUCGCCCGAGACGGCAAAGUUCCUGACCGAGGAGGACCGGCGCAACCUCAUCUACUUCCGCGAGGCCGAGGUCGGACAGACCAAGAGCGCGCAGGAAAUGCACAAGGAGGACGUCAUGGAGGCCAUCAAGGACUGGAAGAUCUGGGCGCUGUCCAUUGCGCAGUUCUGCAGCCACUCAGUGCUCUACUCGUUCUCCGUCUUCCUGCCCACCAUCAUCAAGGGCAUGGGCCAGUGGGGUGACGCCCAGGUCCAGGCGCUGACCGUGCCCGUUUACUUUGUCGGCUUCGUGACGUACCUGACGACGGCGCACAUCAGCGACAAGACCCAGCAGCGCGGCCUGUUCUGCAUGAUUGGCGGCGUCAUCAUGAUGAUCGGCUACGCCAUGCUCGUGGCCAACUACAACGUCGCGCUCAGCUUCACGGGCUGCUUCUUCGUUUCCGCGGGCCUGUGGACCGGCUCGGGCGCGGGCAUGGCCUGGAUCACCGUCAACCAGCCCCGCUAUGGCAAGCGCGCCUUCGCCUCGGGCGUCUUCAUCACCAUCGGAAACUCGGCCGGCGUGGCCUCGCCGUUCCUGUUCGUCUCCAACCAGGGCCCGAGGUUCAUCCCCGGCUAUAGCGCGUCCAUCGGCAUGUUGGCCGUCGCGUUCUGCAUCCACCUGUUUGUCCACCUGCACUUCAAGAAGAUGAACAAGCGCAAGCUGGCGGGCCUCGAGGACUGGCGGAUAGAGGGCAAGACGGAGGAGGAGAUUGCUGAGAUGGGCGAGCACAACCCCAGGUACCUGUACACUUGCUAG